ACGGAGCGACGUGAAAACAACCGUUCCUUUAAAGCUCGUCUAAAAACAGACAUCUCUAACCGAUUAUCGCUAUUUAGUUGAUUUUACUUUGAAACCGGAUACAGGUUGCUGCGCGGUCGGCUGCACAAACAGACGAGGAUGCAAACCAACCUUGUUCUUUUAUAACUUUUAAUGAGAAAAGAUGGCGGCGUCGGACAGCAGCGUCAUAAUAACCGUCAGCCCUCCACGUAACCGCGCAUUAGCAGCGAACUGUUUUUACGAGGGAAGAAAAUUAACGUUCAUAUACUUAAUAAAUGGCCUCGGCAACAGCGACCUACGGACAGAAAGAGUCUUCGGACCAGAACUUUGACUACAUGUUCAAGAUCCUCAUCAUUGGCAACAGCAGCGUGGGAAAAACCUCCUUCCUGUUCCGCUACGCCGACGACUCGUUCACGCCGGCGUUCGUCAGCACAGUGGGGAUCGACUUCAAGGUGAAGACCAUCUACAGGAACGACAAGCGGAUCAAACUACAGAUCUGGGACACGGCGGGUCAGGAGCGCUACCGCACCAUCACCACGGCGUACUACCGAGGAGCCAUGGGCUUCAUCCUCAUGUAUGACAUCACCAACGAGGAGUCCUUCAACGCCGUCCAGGACUGGUCGACUCAGAUUAAGACGUACUCGUGGGACAACGCCCAGGUGCUGCUGGUAGGAAACAAAUGUGACAUGGAGGAUGAGAGGGUGGUGAACGCAGAGAGAGGCCGGCAGCUCUCAGAACAUCUUGGUUUUGAGUUCUUCGAGGCCAGCGCCAAGGACAACAUCAACGUGAAGCAGACCUUUGAACGCCUCGUCGACAUCAUCUGUGAAAAGAUGUCUGAGAGUCUGGAUGCCGGCGAUCCCGCCGUCACGGGGGCCAAGCAGGGGCCCCAGCUGACAGAGCAGUCUGCCCCUCCCCACCAGGACUGUGCAUGUUAAAGCUGACUCAGCAACUCUUCCUGCUGUCAUUUCCCCUCCGCUCCUUAGAUCCUUACUUCAGCAUCCUGUUCGCUCCUCUUCCUGCUCCUUUUUGUUGGCUGAUGAUCACAAGAGAAGGGCUGGAAAGAGUCUGGGCCGCUGCUGCAGGUGGUGUCCCCACAUUUUACUGAACGUGUUUCCGUUGAGUUCCUCCACAUUCGGGAGACGUUAAGGUGUUUUUAAUCCGCACAGGUGUUGAUCUGAUGCCAAAGCAAGCCCAGUAAAACCAGAGCGUCUCAGACUCUUUGCAGCUCAGGCUCUUGCCGGUUUCCCCUGAUCCUCGGUUUGGUUUUAAAAGAAGGAUUUGACGGCGAUCAUCCUCAGAGUGCCAUUUAAAUCCUUCCAGAGUUUACAGUUUCAUGUCUCGAAGUAAGAGAUGAAAGCCUUGGAUUUGGUGACCAAGACUGUGGAGUUUCACAGGUGUUUUCAAUCCAUCUGAGAAAUAAUCAAAACCCUUGUGUUGCAUUUCUACGACGGAGUAUUAGGGUCACCCUAAGAAAACAAAAAAUACAUAAUCACAAGAAUAAACCUGUGAAAUUGUGAGGAUAAAGUCAAAAUAAUACAUAAUAUUAUGACUUUAAUCUCAUAAUGAUUUAUUCUCUUAAUAUGACUUUUAUCUCAAAAUAUUAGGACUUUAUUCUUCUAUUAUUUCAAUUUUAUUCAUGUAAUAUGAUUUUAUUCUGAUAUGAGUUUGAAUUUUCAUAAUGUUAGGAAUUUAUUUGUAUUAUUUUGACUUUAUUCUUGUAUCACUUUACUCUCAAAAUUUGACUUUAUUCUUGUAUUAUUUCAACUUUAUUCUCGCAAUUUUAUUUUUUCAUUCGUUUCUUAUUAUUGCCCUGCUACUCCGCCGAACAUUUCAGAUCCAAAAUAUACACUUAAUUUUGUAUUUUUACCUACUUACACUUGAAAACUGCAGGAAUUAAACCAACAUGACCAUUUCCUCAGCUCUUCUGAGCAUCUUUCAUCACCGUUUUUUACUCUAAUUCCUUCUGCAAAUUUUUAUUUUAUAUUUUCCAGCCUUGUUCUUUUCAUAACCUAAACCAGAGAGAGUAAAAAAGACAGACAGGCUAUUGCAAGGUGAAAAAGAGAAAAAAAAAGUAUAUAAAUGGAUAGAAUUUUUUUAAUUUAAUUAUAUUUAUUUCAGAUGUACAUAUAAAUGUUGUGCAAUAUAUACAUAUACAUAUAAUAUCUACAGGUAUGCACUUCUGCAAAAAGAUUAUAAAAAGUGUGAUGUACUGCGAGGAUAGUGCUGGAUAAAAAAAAGGUGUUUUGUUGUAGGAUUUGUUUCUCGUUUCCCCGCUUGUGGCUCCUUUCAGGAACGAUUCAGUUUCAUUCAGUCGAAGAAGAAUCACUUCAGGAUGGAAAACUGCAUACAGUUUCACAAAAACCUGAUUGAAAUUCUGAUUAUAAAGUUGCUCUAAGCACUUUAUCGAUGUUGAUGGUCGACUUUCAGGAUAAAUGCAACUCUCAUCCUGAACUAAGACUUUGUGUUUUUGAGCUGGAAAUUAACCAUAAAUAAAGUAACUCUAAGCUCAAAGUCGGAUGAUUUAUCACUAAGAUUGUAAGAAUGGUGAAAAAUUUUACUGUUCGUCGUUACCCUUAGUAAUUAUGUGUAAAAAUAGCUGCCUUUAAAUGGGUUUAAAGCUCUCAGACGCAUUUGGAGUAGAUUUUGAAAGUAAUGUUUUUAUGUUAUUCUGCUUUUCUCUCGUUGCUGACUGGCUGUCUUCAGUGAGGAACCAGAAGGAGAGAUUACUGCUGACUCAGUUUGUUGUUACCACAGGGUAUAUAUUUGUGAAAUUUCAUUUUGAGAUAUUAGUUCUUGACAGGUGGAACGCGACAGCAUGCAGGUUCUGCUUCGAAAAUACUGAAGUUACAACUUUGCAUUUCCUCUCCAGAGACCAAACUUUAAAAAAAUGACAGUUAUUUUUGUUUAAAUGUUUCUUUUCUGAUGUAUAAGUUUUUAGAUUGCAUCUAAAAACUAGACUUUGAUAGGGUAUGCAAUGCUCUCUACAAUCAUUGGCAUGCCUGGUAAAAAAAAAAAAGCAUUGCAAUGAAAUAUUGUUUCAGGACUUUGGAUUAGUUUUUGUUCCACUACAUGCAGCCAAAUUGAACCCAGGAGCCAUUUUCUUGUAGUAAUUUCCUUACUUGCAGCAUAAAGAUAAACACACACAUGGUUUACAUUCACUGCAAAAACACAAAAGUAGUUUUUGUCUAUUUUAAUUGUCUGAUUUAGAACUAAAAAUAAUUUUCAAGUACAUUGUUAGCAAGAUAUAGAAGCUUAUUUUAAGAAAAUAUUUCCUUAGUAUGAAUUUUUAAGCAGUGCUGCUUCCACAGGGAGAUUAUUUUAUUUAUAAUCAGGGAAAUGUCUUGCUAUGAAUGAAAUAAUCUGCCAGUGGAACUAAUCCUAUCUUACCAGUUUUAAGCAUUUUUAUGACAUAAAUCAAACUCCUGUAUUUUGCUGAAAAGUUACUUGUAAAUUAGUUUUGUUUUAUUUCAAGUGUACUAAGAUAUUUACAUUAGAAAAUGGGCAAAAAAAAAUACUUGGUAAGAUUUUGAGUUUUUGUAGUGUUUGUUACAUAUGUUGCUUUCACUGAUUAGCAAAUAUGAUGAGAUUUUUAAAUUUGAACUGUGAAGUUUGAUCAAAUGCAAAAAUGGUUAAUUUGUCAAUCACAAAAUCAUGGAUUAUUUAGUUUGAUUAUGAUGAUCAAACUAAACCAGAAAAUUGCAAAACGGUUAUGUUGUAAUUCAUAAAGUAAUUGUGAAAAAAUUGUGACGGAGGUUGAACUUCAGCAGUCGGGGCAGGUUUCAAACCUUCAUCCUGAACUGAUUCAGUUCAAGCAUUUAGCGACUCGUUUUCAAGCAGCACGGCUUGAUCAUCUGCUGCAACUCAGAUGAUCCUUUUCCACAGUGACAAACAGCAUUUCUGCUGAAACUUUGUCAGAGUUUGCUUUGCAGAGCAGCUCGACUUGUCUGUUGCAGGCUGCCGUGUAAAUGCUGGUUUAGUUUUGUUUGAGAAGAUCUCAGUUCCUGCUGGUUGAACGCUGGGAAGCUUUUGAGAGCUGGAGGAAGGGCAGGCGAAAAAAAAAAGAAAAUCACCUGUUCGAAAAGUCAACACAGCCGCACUUUUAUGGGGACGUCCUUCCUCAGAACAUAUUUACUCUUGUUUUACUGCAUUUUCCAAAGCUGAAACUGGUUUCCCUCCUUUAAUGGAGCACUGUAGAUGUGGCUUGUUUUUGCUCCACCAAGCUGGACGAAGAUUGAUAGACGUGUUUAAUGAGGAAAGAAAACAAAAGAUGACUUAAGAAAAAUCUGUAAUAUUAAAAUGAACGUAGUGUUUUAAUUUUUUCUUUAAGUGCUUCUAAAAUGACAAUGAAUCCCCAGCCAGAGUUCAGUGAUUUUUCUCCCUGUGAAUAUUUCACUUCUUACUGGUUGUGACUGUUUUGAGAUAAACUGUUCUCCUUUCUAAUACGUCUUCCUCUCCGUCUAAACCUGUAAAUACUGUACCUCUCAGUCAUACGUGUGGAUUGUGUUGUCUCGACUCAGGCUUGCAUCCAAACAACAACAACAAAAGAAAAAGACCUGAAAACCCCGAAAAGAGCCAUGUUGCACUGUAUCUGCAUACAUUUCUAGGCCUACUUGUGAAUGAAUGUGUCACUCAGCUAUGAAGCAAUACACUCUGCAGCAGAAAAACACAAAGCGCCAUCCAGCUUGGUAGAGGUUCUUCUACUAGCACGCAGGAACGUGUUUGUUUUUCUUUUUGGUCUUGUAUCACUGCCUCUUCAGAUCCUUUCAGUUUGGGCCAUUAAAGUGAGAGAAUAUGCUGUGGAUGUUUUUAUCUGUACUUUGUGGUAAAACAAUAAAAAUAAAUGACUAAAAAAAGCA
Poeciliopsis prolifica (blackstripe livebearer) is the source of this 4874-nucleotide messenger RNA. Its product is annotated as ras-related protein Rab-3A. Gene Ontology annotation, cellular component: plasma membrane; synaptic vesicle; endosome. The transcript is spliced from 5 exons. Bases 294 to 953 code for a protein of 219 amino acids. Lineage: Eukaryota; Metazoa; Chordata; Actinopteri; Cyprinodontiformes; Poeciliidae. Gene Ontology annotation, molecular function: GTPase activity; GTP binding. Gene Ontology annotation, biological process: maintenance of presynaptic active zone structure; axonogenesis; protein localization to plasma membrane. The record is from RefSeq and is a predicted model, not a curated record.